Opisthorchis viverrini is the source of this 834-nucleotide messenger RNA. RefSeq lists its product as hypothetical. The coding region runs from base 1 to 834 and encodes 277 amino acids. The transcript has 3 exons. The record is from RefSeq and is a predicted model, not a curated record. Lineage: Eukaryota; Metazoa; Platyhelminthes; Trematoda; Opisthorchiida; Opisthorchiidae.
AUGAGUAUUCACAUUUUUCAUAAUCUCGUUCAGUUCAAUUGUAGCACCCUUUCGGUGCCUGGCUGGCAUGCCACACGAAGGAGGCACGACGGCUGGGAUACUGCCAGUUCAAUUGUAGCACCCUUUCGGUGCCUGGCUGGCAUGCCACACGAAGGAGGCACGACGGCUGGGAUACUGCCAGGUCGCCCGAGCCUAAACAAGGGAAGUCGAGAGGCAGAAGUUGGGUUCGAACCAUGGAUCAUCCAGUCAGUAAAUUUGCGCUCUAACCAAUUUGGGUCAUCUCGCCCAUCUCCCGCCGUCUCCCAUAGAUUUAUUGCCGAAUCACAAAUUGCCUACCUCAAAGACUGCGAGAUUCCGAAACAGGCAAGUGUCGGUUCUGAAGGAUUAACUGAUGCGGGGCUUGAAGCUUUAGAAUCAGUGAUUGAAUCAGUGUCAUCCUCAGUAUCUUUGGCGCCUCGCUUGCGCCGAGGAGAUCGGGGUCUCUCCAUGCUGAUAUUAUCCGAUUUCAAGGGAUAUGGUCUAGAAAGCUCAUUUCGCUUCUUCGUGGUUUCCAACUUUAGCGAGUACGUCAGUUCCACGGACCUCUUACGUUUUCUUCCAACUGAAGAACUCCCAAGCUCUGAUGAACUCCGGAUCCUUGAUAAAAUUGGUGAGGCCUGUGCGGGAAUAACGGGCGACAUGCUUGAAGAUGCAGGUGUCGAUUCACACUGUGAGGUGAGUGGUUGUCCUGGUGGGAACGGUGUCGCGGAGAUGGAGGUAGUUUCAAACGUAAUAGGUGUGCUGCUUGGCGUUAGAUUAGUGCUCUCAGUUAUGGAAUCAUCAAGGCCAACUUGA